This is a messenger RNA of Leptosia nina, 2454 nucleotides long. Lineage: Eukaryota; Metazoa; Arthropoda; Insecta; Lepidoptera; Pieridae. The record is from the annotation of a GenBank genome assembly.
AUGAACAUUCUCACUAAAUUAAUUCUGGUUGGAGUAAAAAGAAAGGCGCGUGGUUAUGCUCGAAGCAUGCCAUCGACCUCGCGGUCGCGGGGCUCAGCCGCGCCACGGACGCAGGUCAUAGCGCCCAUGUCGGAGCGGCAACAAUUGGCUCUUGUGAUGCAAAUAUCGUCUCAAGAUGUACCUCCAGCCGCUCCGACCCCAUCAGAAGAGCGAAAACGGACCAGACAACAACGAAAUGAACGCGGAGAAACCCCCCUACAUGUUGCAGCUAUCAGGGGUGACCACCAUCAAGUUAAAAAGCUGCUUGCUCGAGGACAAGAUCCAAAUGUUACAGAUUUUGCGGGUUGGACUCCUUUACACGAAGCAUGUAAUUAUGGUUGGUACCAUGUAGUAGUGAUACUAGUAGACAGUGGGGCUAACGUGAACGCAAAGGGAUUGGAUGAUGAUACACCACUUCAUGAUGCCGCUACGUCUGGAAACCUGGAAAUGGUCCAAUUUCUCAUUGAAAAUGGUGCAGAACCCUUUGUUAAAAACACUAAGGGAAAAUUGCCUGAAGAUUAUGCUGAUUCACAUAUCUUCGAGUACUUUGAAUCCAUCAAAGAUAAUUACGCGAGAGCUGCUCACGUUGCAAGACCAAGGGAUGACAGUACCAGGAAAAGUGGCAAUGCAAGUAUUAAAAGUGAAGGUGGCAAAAGAAGCAACAUGGAAAGCCUAGCACAGGGCGAUUUCGAGGGGAAGGAAGGCAUUAAGCAAGAAUUCAAGGUUGAAAUCAAAGAAGAGCCCGGUCAGUUGAGUAGUGGUGUGGUGUCAUCUACCCAAGAUGACACACUUGUAAAGAUUAAGAAACGAGAAGAGUCUUCAGAUACCGAUUCACUCGAGGAUGAUGUUUCUAAGCGGAAGAAAAGAAAGGAUGACGAGAAGGAACCGAUGGCAAAGCCUUCACUUGUCUCCAGAGCAGGGCCUGGACGCAGGCCUCUGGGGCCAGCUGGUAAGAGUGGUGGAUCGAUGGUCAGCAAAGGAAACACUGCGACCGUCAGCAAGAGUGUAGCCACAUCGUCAACUGGAAAAGUACAGGCUUCCGGAAAAGGAGCAGCAGGAAAUAAGGGCAAAUCUGGGUCCAGUAAGGCAUCACUACAUAGCAUCAAACAAGAACGCAGAAGUCCAGUACCCAGCCCAAAAGUCAACCAGAUCAAGGAAGAACCUGAUUGUGAAGACACAAAGCCUAUAAUAGAGGCAUUAGCUCCGAAAGUACCACCAUUGAAGAUAGUUAUCCCCGGUGGAGCAGGAGGGUCUGGGAACCGGAAUGAACAAGAAGAAGGAGGUACGGGUCAACGUGGUGGCGGGAAGGGGCGAGGCAACGCGUCUACGCUUCCGUACGUGAUACCUUGCACGACGGACACGGGCCAGACGUCCGAUAGCUCAGAUGGUAACUCCGACGACAAGCGUGCGGGGGAGGGGGGAAAGGGCGGGCAAAGAGUACUGCGUUCGCAUAGAACGAACGACGGCGAGAAAGAUAAAGAGAGAAAUUGUCCACAAACUGGCUCUGGAUCUAACCAAGCUUUGAGCUCAAAUAAAAGCCCUCCUCCCAGCUCAGGUUUGGAUGACACUCCGUCGACAUCCUCGGCAGCCUCAGGUGGGAGGAAUGAAGCAGCUGCCGCUGGGCCAUCAGUCGAGUUGCACCCGAGGAAGAGGAAGAUCAGGACGUCGAAGGAAAGCCACUCGCGGGAGGUGACGAUUAAGACGGAGCCCUCUGAGAACGCGAUCCAUGCUCACACGGUCACGCAUUCGAAUCCAUAUCAAAUGUACAUACAUAAAAGGAAGCAGAUCGAGCGACGCCAGAAGAGUUUGUUCCCCGUGAAACCGAAGCCGCCGAAGGAUUUCAACAAGUACCUCAUGAACCGAUGUACUUACACCCUGCAGAACAACGUGAACCCCGACCCUCAGGUGGACAUACCAAUCAAUCUACCGCAGCAGAUGAUCAACGAAUUCAAAAGUCAGGAGAGGGAAAGAACGCGACUAAGGAUACAACAUCAAGUCGAAAAAGAGAAAUUGGUGUUGGGCGUGGAACAGGAAAUACUACGAGUGCAUGGACGGGCCGAGCGCGCUGUAGCGAAUCAAGCUCUGCCGUUUUCCGUAUGCACAAUACUACGAGACAAAGAGGUGUACAACGUUCUGGCGCCGGAUCAGGAAGAAAAGCGCAACGCGCAGCGGUCCAGGUGCAACGGAAGACAGAUCAACUCGUGGCUACAAGAAGUGGACGAUAAGUGGGAGAAGAUCAAGGAGGGUAUGAUACGAAGACAGCAAACCGAAGCGGAGACACUGUACGCAGUGCAAGUGAUGGGAUGGGAAUGGAAACUGAAGGAGCUGGGUCUGUGUGACCACAAGACCACACCGAAGAUCGAUCCGGCCCACGUGCCUCAAAUACACGUCUCAAAUUUUGAUUUGCCCGCUUGA